Molecule: messenger RNA, 5518 nt
Organism: Durio zibethinus
Lineage: Eukaryota; Viridiplantae; Streptophyta; Magnoliopsida; Malvales; Malvaceae
Gene: GRL
Product: transcription activator
Biological process (GO): cell morphogenesis; cell migration; cell projection assembly
Cellular component (GO): SCAR complex
Source: RefSeq, a predicted model, not a curated record
AGGUUCGCCGAUGUUUCUAAUUUUAUUACAAAUAAACCGUCACUGAAAAUAAUAAAAAGAAACGACUACGUCUACUGCCAAGUAAGUAACGAUCUCUGUUUCUCUUUCAGAUCUGGAGUUGGUGCUCUUUAAAGACCAGAAAAGAAACCCCUUCUUUUCAAACCUAAACCUCUGAAUUCCAACCUUACUUUUUCUCUUUCUUGCAUUCUCAACACCGAUUCUUUGUUUCUUGCUUUCUGUCUCUGGUUCUUUGCAAAAUGUGGUAAAGAAGAAGGCAUCGUUGAGCUUCAAGCGAAUGCUGUGAAACUUUGAGUGAAUUGAUUCAUUCAUGGCGAAAUCGCGGCAAUAUUAUUCUUCCCAAGAUUCAUCCUUGUCACCUACGGGUGGGAGAUCGAGGGAAUGGGAGGGUCCAUCAAGGUGGACUGAGUACUUGGGUCCUGAAACGACUCCUCCUUUGACAUCUAGGACCUCUAAAUACAUGAAUUCUGAUGGACAAGUCCAGAGUUCAGGUGGUGGAUCCCAUAAGGCCUUGAACAUGCAGUGGGCAGGGCAACUGAUUGAAGUUGCAGACGGCCUUAUGGCCAAAGUUUACAGGUUAAACCAAAUCUUGGACUACCCGGAUCCUAUAGGUCAUGCAUUUUCGGAAGCAUUUUGGAAAGCGGGUGUGUUUCCCAACCAGCCAAGGAUUUGUAUAUUGCUCUCAAAAAAGUUCCCAGAGCACUUCAACAAACUGCAACUUGAGCGUGUUGAUAAGGCUGCUUUGGAUGCUUUGAGUGAUAGCGCAGAAGUUCAUUUGCAGAGUUUGGAACCAUGGGUUCAGCUCCUUCUUGAUUUGAUGGCAUUCCGAGAACAAGCUUUGAGACUCAUAUUGGACUUGAGUAGUACCGUUAUCACCUUGUUGCCUCAUCAAAAUUCUCUUAUACUACAUGCAUUUAUGGAUCUCUUCUGUUCCUUUGUUCGUGUCAAUCUUUUUUCUGAGAAGUUACCAAGGAAAAUGAUGCUGCAAGUUUAUAAUCUUUUGCAUGCCAUGUCAAGAAACGAACGGGACUGUGAUUUUUAUCAUCGGUUGGUUCAAUUCAUAGACUCUUAUGAUCCGCCAUUGAAAGGAUUACAAGAAGAUCUCAAUUUUGUCAGCCCACGUAUUGGAGAGGUUUUAGAGGCUGUGGGUCCUAUUAUUUUCCUAUCCACAGACACAAGGAAGCUGCGAAAUGAGGGAUUUUUAAGUCCUUAUCAUCCUCGGUAUCCGGACAUUCUUACAAAUUCUGCUCAUCCAAUGAGAGCCCAAGAUCUGGCAAAUGUUACUGCUUACAGGGAGUGGGUAUUACUUGGAUAUUUAGUUUGUCCUGAUGAGCUGCUUCGUGUCACUAGCAUUGAUAUUGCUCUGGUUGUACUCAAGGAAAAUUUAGUUCUUACAUUAUUCAGGGAUGAGUAUGUACUAUUGCAUGAGGAUUAUCAGUUAUAUGUUUUGCCUCGGAUAUUAGAGUCAAAGAAGAUGGCAAAAUCAGGGCGGACGAAACAAAAAGAAGCAGAUUUGGAAUAUAGUGUGGCCAAACAAGUUGUUAAAAUGAUAGGUGAAGUACACGAGCAAGCAUUGAUAUCAUGUGAUGCUAUACACCGUGAGAGGAGAAUACUACUAAAGCAAGAAAUUGGUAGGAUGGUGCUCUUUUUCACUGAUCAACCAAGUUUAUUGGCUCCAAACAUUCAGAUGGUUUUUUCUGCCUUGGCAUUGGCUCAAUGUGAGGUUAUCUGGUAUUUUCAACAUGUAGGAAUUGCAUCAUCAAAAUCAAAAGGUGCUCGAAUGGUUCCAGUUGACAUAGAUCCAAAUGAUCCAACUAUUGGGUUCUUGUUGGAUGGAAUGGACCAUUUAUGCUGUCUAGUGCGCAAGUAUAUUGCAGCAAUUCGAGGUUAUGCAUUAUCAUAUCUCUCUUCCUGUGCUGGUAGAAUCCGGUUUUUGCUUGGAGCUCCUGGAAUGGUGGCUCUUGAUCUUGAUGCAACCUUGAAAACACUUUUUCAGCAGAUUGUCCAGCACCUUGAAAAUAUACCCAAGCCGCAGGGUGAAAAUAUUUCUGCAAUCACAUGUGACCUAUCUGACUUCCGUAAAGAUUGGUUAUCUAUAUUGAUUAUUGUUACAUCUGCUCGAUCAUCUAUAAACAUAAGACAUUUGGAGAAAGCUACUGUCUCCACCGGAAAGGAAGGGUUACUAUCAGAAGGAAAUGCGGCAUACAAUUGGUCCAGAUGUGUUGAUGAAUUAGAGUCUCAUUUGUCAAAGCAUGGUAGUCUCAAAAAGCUAUAUUUCUACCACCAACACCUUACAGCAGUCUUUAGAAACACUAUGUUUGGACCAGAGGGGCGUCCCCAGCACUGCUGUGCAUGGCUUGGUGUUGCUAGUAGUUUUCCAGAGUGUGCAUCUUCAAUUGUUCCAGAAGAGGUGACAAAAAUUGGGCGAGAUGCAGUCCUAUAUGUUGAGUCUCUCAUUGAAUCAAUCAUGGGAGGAUUGGAAGGUCUAAUAAACAUCCUUGAUUCUGAAGGUGGAUUUGGGGCUUUGGAGAUGCAGCUUCUUCCAGAGCAAGCAGCAUUUUAUUUGAAUAAUGCUUCCAGAGUUUCAAUUCCUUCAGCAAAAUCCCCAAAAGGAGCAGUUGGUUAUCCUUUGCCAGGCCAUGAGAGUUAUCCAGAAAAUAACAAUUCAAUCAAAAUGUUGGAGGCUGCAAUGCAGAGGUUGACCAAUUUGUGUUCAGUCUUGAAUGAUAUGGAACCUAUAUGUGUUCUGAACCAUGUCUUUGUUCUGAGGGAGUACAUGAGGGAAUGCAUCCUCGGGAACUUCAGAAGGAGAGUACUUGCAGUACUGAAAACUGAUAAUGAUCUUCAAAGGCCCUCUAUUCUAGAAUCACUGAUCCGCAGACACAUGAAUAUAGUCCAUCUAGCAGAACAGCACAUUAGCAUGGAUCUAACACAAGGAAUUCGAGAAGUUUUACUCUCCGAGACCUUCUCCGGACCUGUUUCUUCUCUGCAUCUAUUUGACAAACCAGCAGAGCAACAUACUGGAUCAGCCACAGAGGUUGUCUGCAACUGGUACAUAGAAAACAUCGUGAAGGAUAUGUCCGGUGCUGGAAUUCUGUUUGCACCCAUGCACAAAUGCUUCAAAAGCACGAGACCAGUUGGUGGAUAUUUUGCUGAGUCCGUCACUGAUCUUGGAGAAUUGCAGGCAUUUGUUCGUAUUUUUGGUGGUUAUGGAGUUGACAGACUAGAUAGAAUGAUGAAAGAACACACUGCUGCCCUGUUGAAUUGCAUAGACACAUCAUUACGGUCAAAUCGUGAGUUGUUAGAAGCAGUUGCUGGCAGCAUGCAUUCUGGUGACAGAAUAGAAAAAGAAGCUUGUUUGAAGCAAAUUGUGGAUUUGGAUACAAUAAUUGGUUUUUGUAUUGAGGCAGGACAGGCUUUGGCUUUUGAUAAACUUUUAGCUGAAGCUGCUGGAGCUGUGCUUGAAGAAGGUGCGCCCUUAUUUUAUUCGUUGCUUGCUGGUGUAGUUAAGCAUAUACCUGAAGAAAUACCUGAAAAGAGGGAAAUCAGAAGAAUGAGGGGGGCAGCAAACAGUGUUGCUCUUGCUGGUGAUCAUGACUCUGAGUGGGUUAGAUCUAUUUUGGAAGAAGUUGGAGGUGCAAAUGAUGGGUCCUGGAACUUGUUGCCUUAUUUAUUUGCCACCUUCAUGACAUCAAAUAUCUGGAACACGACUGGCUUCAAUGUUGACACGGGGGGUUUCAACAACAAUAUUCAUUGUUUGGCAAGGUGCAUUAAUGCUGUAUUAGCCGGAAGUGAGCAUGUUCGAUUGGCACGUGAACGUCACCAGAGACAGUUGCUCUCAAAUGGUCAUGUUGGUAAUGGUGACAGUUUGGAUCCUGAUAUACGUGUGUCAGCAGAAGCUAGUAUAAAAUCUGCAAUGCAGCUAUUUGUUAAAUUCUCGGCGGGAAUUGUACUAGAUUCAUGGAAUGAAGCUAACAGAACUCAUCGAGUAGCCAAGCUUAUUUUUCUUGACCAACUCUGUGACAUUUCACCAUACCUUCCAAGAAGCUGUCUCGAAACCCACGUUCCUUAUGCUAUUCUUCAUUCAAUAUAUAGCCAGUACUAUGCAAACUCUCCUUUGAUGCCACUGGCAUUAUUAAGUGCUUCACCUCGCCAUUCACCUGCUGUAUCGUUGGCACAUGCAUCCCCUAUAAUGAGGCAACCCCGUGGAGAUUCAACUCCACAGUAUAGUGCCAAUGAUUCAGGUUACUUUAAAGGAUCAUCAUCACACAGCCAAGAGCACCCUUAUGAUGCCGAAAGUGGAAGUCUACGGGGAGUUGGAACUAAACAUAGAAAUGUUCGCCGGUCUGGGCCUUUGGAUUACAGUUCAAGCCGUAAAGUCAAGUACCCUGAAGGAUCGACUUCAGGAAGCACAGGUCCCAGUCCGCUGCCAAGGUUUGCUGUAUCAAGGUCUGGUCCAAUAUCAUAUAAGUGAGAUGAUGGUCAACAUCAAGAAGGAAUACAGUGCUAAAUUAUCUGCCUCUUGUCAAUGAUUAGGAAUUAGUUCAUAAAAUUAGGGUUCAGCACACAAAUUUUGGUAAAAUGUAUAUGUAAAUGCCCUUGCACUGCUUUUAUUACACUGUUCUUUUUCCUGUAAGUUAAUGUUAAAUAUUAUUUCUUGUGCCUAGGCUGUUUAUCCAACCAGUUUCGUUGAAGCCAACCAUUUAUGGCGGUUGCGUGGUUGGUACAGAUCUUAGUUUCAGCUACGAUGCUGCAAUUUGUAUUAAAAAAAUAAACACUAGGUUUGCCAGAGAAGGUGAUUCUCAUGGAUCUCCCCGUGGAUUAUUUUGUGCUUUUCCUAACUGUACCUUAGCAAGUUGGCUACAGCCCUCUUUGCCUUGGCUUGAAGGGUUUGUGUUAAGAAAUUCGGAAUGGAAUUGCCGCCAUAUUCAUUAUGGUCCGACCGGCUCUGGGUCUGUAUGAAUAUUUUUUCAUACUAACAGAAACCCAUUAAGUCAAGGCAAAGGGGGCCUCCCAAUUUCUCGCCCAAGACUCAACAAAAGUCUGUGGGCCGAGUAUUCAAACCAUUUCGUGGCAUUCAAAGGGUGAUCCAAUCCUUCCUUCACAGCAUUGAUUGUAGAUGGUUCUUCUAUUUAUGUCUUUCGGGAUUGAUUGUAUAUUACAAUCAGUUAUGACUAUAAAACUUACGCUAUGAAGUUGUUUAAGACAUUAAAAUACAAGCUCGAACAAGCACGUGGACGAAAUAGGUUGGGAAUAUGCAAAUACUGGACUUGCAACAAGCUGAGAAAUGCAUAAUCAAAGUUGUGAAUACACUUUAAGAGCAUAUACUACCACUGAUCAGCGAAGAUGAUGCCUGUAAAAUAAAGAUAAAACUUGUAACUAGAGUUAUCAUCAUAGUUUUUUAUUUGUUUUGCUGUUCAUACUCAUGUUUGUAAUUAUACCUCUCUUUUUCUCUCCCUAUAUAUCUCUCUUCAGGUCAAUCAGUAUAUCAUCUUCGCUU